AAGGUGGCCCUGGUAGGGGAGGGGUUGAUACCGAGAUUGGGCACCGGGGGAAGAAUGUCUCGUUUCAACUUUGUCUGUGGCUUGCACCCCCGGAGAAGGCCACACGCCGGUUGUAGGGUGCAGAUGUGCUGAGAGUGAUUUCUAAGUAGUUGAGUUGUUGAGAUGAAGGUACGACUGCUAAUGGUAGGCAGGUUUUGUUUUCAUUGGUGAAUCUGGUGUCAUCAUAUUCGGGGCAUAUGUUGAAAUAUUCUUUGUUUAGGUCUUGAAGUAGAGGACCUCACUCUGCACGUCCACAUUUUGUUGUUUUUAAAUGAUGUCUGCAAGUGUGGCUUUCUAGAAUUUCAAAUGUGAGUUAAGGUCCGGGCGUGUGUGGGCCUCAGCAUUGGCCUUGACAGUGAACUUUGUGGCAGUGUUUUGGAUUUCAGAGAUUUGCCCCAUAGCUGGGGUGCGAGCUGUGCAUUUUUUGUUAAUAGUAGGUGUCAGGAAUGUAGAUGCUGAAGCUGGGGACAUUAAAGAGAGAACAUUCCUGUAUUAAUAAUUGAUAGCUGAAUAUUAGAAUCAGAUUAAUUUGGGUUGAUGAAAGUUUUUUUUUUUUUUUUUCCCCAAAAGCAGCUCUGCACUCUAGGAAGGAAGCCUUUACAUAGGCACACUUUAUAGGGGUUCUUUAGGGCAGGGAGCUAGAAUAUCUCCUUUUAGAGAGGAUACUCAUCAACAUCUCUGGCUUCACUCAGGGCCUGGUAAGGGGACUGAAAUUGGGGCUAAGACAUCUAAGUGUACUUUUCAGUGCUUAUGUUGUUUGUUUACAUCUGGUGUUUAUCACAUUUGGGCACUAGAAAUAAAUAGGUAAGUUUUUCUUUUGGUUUUUGAAGAGUAGCCCCUUCCCCCCCCCUUUUUUUUAAGUUUCACGAUUUACUUGGUUUCACAGCAUUAUAGGAAACUGUUACUACAUUUUUACUGGAAGUACUAUUAUCAUUUUGAUUUUGCUUUGAAGGGUCCAUCGUUUUUCCCAUUCAGUCAUCUGGAAGGAGCUGCCUCAGAAAUACUCUUCUUCUGUUUGCAUGAAGAACUCUAAAUGCUAUCCAGCAGGAGGUGCUACAUCAAGAUAAAGCAAAUCUCUUGAAUUUUGAGGGUCUUACUACUUAUUACAGCUCUGUUAGCUUCAACUAAGCAACAGGAUUAACGCCUUAAAGUUCCAGAAAGAUUUUGAGGAGCAAGAGAGCUGAAGGAGAGCCCGUUUCCCCAAAAUUGGACUUCUCAGAACCUUUAAUAUGCUAAUGUGCAUUGUGAAUCUCCAAGAGGGGGAUAUGAUAUGCAGCAUUCUUGAAUACUUCUAAUGACAGGGAGCCCACUACCUCAUAAGCUGCAGUGAGAAGAGGAGUUUGUUAUUUUAAACGGAAGCUGAAGAAACUGUAGAAUUAGCAGACAUAAGAGAAAGUGGAAAGGUGGAGGAUGGAGUUGCAGACUCUACAGGAGGCUCUUAAAGUGGAAAUUCAGGUUCACCAGAAACUGGUUGCUCAAAUGAAGCAGGAUCCACAGAUAUUUUUUCUUUCCAAUCAGAAUGCUGAUUUAAAGAAACAGCUUCAUGAACUCCAAGCCAAAAUCACAGCUUUGAGUGAGAAACAGAAAAGGGUAGUUGAACAGCUACGGAAGAACCUGAUAGUAAAGCAGGAACAACCGGACAAGUUCCAAAUACAGCCGUUGCCACAGUCUGAAAACAAACUGCAAACAGCACAGCAGCAGCCACUCCAGCAGCUACAGCAGCAGCACCACCACGCCCAGUCGGCGGCCCCCUCUCCCAGCCUGACCGCUUCACAGAAGACUGUAACUACAGCUUCUAUGAUUACCACAAAGACACUACCUCUCGUCUUGAAAGCAGCAACUGCGACCAUGCCUGCCUCUGUUGUGGGCCAGAGACCUACCAUUGCUAUGGUGACCGCCAUCAACAGUCAGAAGGCUGUGCUCAGCACUGAUGUGCAGAACACACCAGUCAACCUCCAGACGUCUAGUAAGGUCACUGGGCCUGGGGCAGAGGCUGUCCAAAUUGUGGCAAAAAACACAGUCACUCUGCAGGUUCAGGCAACACCUCCUCAGCCCAUCAAAGUACCACAGUUUAUCCCCCCUCCUCGACUCACUCCACGUCCAAACUUCCUUCCGCAGGUUCGACCCAAGCCUGUGGCCCAGAAUAACAUUCCUAUUGCCCCAGCACCUCCUCCCAUGCUUGCAGCUCCUCAACUUAUCCAGAGGCCCGUCAUGCUGACCAAGUUCACCCCCACGACCCUCCCUACCUCCCAGAAUUCCAUCCACCCCGUCCGUGUCGUCAAUGGGCAGACUGCAACCAUAGCCAAAACGUUCCCCAUGGCCCAGCUCACCAGCAUUGUGAUAGCUACUCCAGGGACCAGACUCGCUGGACCUCAGACUGUACAGCUUAGCAAGCCAAGCCUUGAAAAACAGACAAUUAAAUCCCACACAGAAACAGAUGAGAAACAAACAGAGAGCCGUACCAUCACUCCACCUGCUGCACCCAAACCAAAACGGGAGGAGAACCCUCAGAAACUUGCCUUCAUGGUGUCUCUAGGAUUGGUAACACAUGACCAUCUAGAAGAAAUCCAAAGCAAGAGGCAAGAGCGAAAAAGAAGAACAACUGCAAAUCCAGUAUACAGCGGAGCAGUCUUUGAGCCAGAGCGUAAGAAGAGUGCAGUCACAUACCUGAACAGUACAAUGCAUCCUGGGACCCGGAAGAGAGGUCGUCCUCCAAAAUACAAUGCAGUGCUGGGGUUUGGAGCCCUUACCCCAACAUCCCCCCCAUCCAGUCAUCCUGACUCCCCUGAAAAUGAAAAGACAGAGACCACAUUCACUUUCCCUGCACCUGUUCAGCCUGUGUCCCUGCCCAGCCCCACCUCCACAGACGGUGAUAUCCACGAGGAUUUUUGCAGCGUUUGCAGAAAAAGCGGCCAGUUGCUUAUGUGUGACACGUGUUCCCGUGUGUAUCAUCUGGACUGCUUAGACCCUCCUCUGAAAACGAUUCCCAAGGGCAUGUGGAUCUGUCCCAGAUGUCAGGACCAGAUGCUGAAGAAGGAAGAAGCAAUUCCAUGGCCUGGAACUUUAGCAAUUGUUCAUUCCUAUAUCGCCUACAAAGCAGCAAAGGAAGAAGAGAAACAGAAAUUACUUAAAUGGAGUUCAGAUUUAAAACAAGAACGAGAACAACUAGAGCAGAAGGUGAAACAGCUCAGCAAUUCUAUAAGUAAAUGCAUGGAAAUGAAGAAUACCAUCUUGGCCCGGCAGAAGGAGAUGCACAGCUCCCUGGAGAAGGUAAAACAGCUGAUCCGCCUCAUCCACGGCAUCGACCUCUCCAAACCUGUAGACUCUGAGGCCACUGUGGGGGCCAUCUCCAACGGCCCGGACUGUACCCCCCCUGCCAACGCUGCCACCUCCACGCCGGCCCCCUCCCCCUCCCCCCAGAGCUGCACAGCGAACUGUACCCAGGGGGGCGAGACUAAAUAACAGAGCCCCGCCAGGAGAAGCCGCAGGCUCCCGGCGGCCAGGAGAGCAAAAACACUGAAGACUCUAGAAAAGCAAAGCCGGAUUUCUUCUGGAAAGUACAGAAUUCUUUUGGUUCUUUGGUUCCAGAGAGAGAGAAGAUGCUAGUGCCGGGUGGCACCGGAGUUUGCCAAUUGAUCCUUCUUAUUCUGUGUGUACAUGCAAAGAUUGGACCAUGUUACAUGAAAUAGUGCCAGCUGGAGGUUCUUUGCCAGCACCAUGCCAAGUGAAAUAAUAUAUUUACUCUCUCUAUUAUACACCAGUGUGUGCCUGCAGCAGCCUCCACAGCCACCAUGGGUUUGUUUGCGUUUUGUUGGGUGGGGAGCAGGGACGGGCGGAGGGAGGAGAGCAGGUUUCAGAUCCUUAUUUGCCGAGCCGUUUGUUUAGGUAGAGAAGACAAGUCCAAAGAGUGUGUGGGCUUUCCUGUUUCUAAACUUUCACUACUAUAAAACCAAAAAAAAGGAAAUCGAGAUUUAACCAACCCCAGUGCCCAGAGGAGGGAUGGGAGGGGCUGGGAGGGAGCCAGGGUGGGAAAAGUCUAUCAAAUAAGCAGUAUUUCCUCUUGUCCGGGGUGGGGCACAAUGCACGGGGAAGUGGACACCGAGGACAGCCACGGGGUCCUUCUCCCGCACACUCCGCCUCACUCCCCGGACGCCCCCACCACUCCCCGCGUUCCUUCCCCGCUUUGGCAAAUUGGCGCGCAUCCCCGUGGAUGAUCCGGUUACCUUCCCUCUCCAAGAACAGGCAAGAGGCCUGCUUGGCGGGCCAUUGCCCGGGGCAGGGAAGAAGGGUGUGUGUGUCCAGGAAGGAAAACAAGGUGGAUCAGUGAUUUUUACUUGAAAACAAGCUCCAUCCCUUUUCUAUAUUUAUAAGAAGAGAAGAUUCUGAGCGAAGCAGCACGCGACCCAGGUGUGUGUGAAUUGAAUGGAGAUGUUUCUUUUCUCUUUUUUUAAAUUUUUGUUUUGUUUUGUUUUCUUUAAGAAAAAAGUUUUAUUUUGUUGUUUAUUUUACUUUUUUGGUAACAAAAACUAAAAUAAGGAAUAGAAAAGCUGUUUUUCAGGCUGACAGUCAAUUAAGGGUAGUCGAGGCCAUGCAUGGUAGAAUAGGAAUCAUAGUGUCAGUGAGGUCCAGUGAGUCCGUGUGAGUCCUUGUGUCAUCGUUCGGGGCACUGUUUUUUAUGCAAGGGCAAAAAUCUUUGUAUCUGGGGAAAACAACAACAACAACUUUUUUUUAAAUUAAAAAGGAAAAUAAAAGAUAUUGAGGUCUUCCUAGUGUUACUUAAAUUAAGAUCAAGGUAAGAAACAUUGUAAAAAAAAAAAUUACAAAAGUGCUAUUUGUUUCCUAAAAACAGUGAUUUCUAUUAAAAAGGUGUCAGAACUGGAGAAAAUGCUGUGUAGUUAUAAUUUUUUAGCACAGAACCUGCUGAUCAUGAUGACAUUUUGCUGUGUUUGUGUCUCAAGACUGGUGGGCUAGUCUCCAUGAUUUCUGUCCUCUGGACGACUGCAGCCCUGACGGGCAGCGGCCAAGCCCUCCCACCACUCUCCCCUCCUCGGAAAGGACUGUCCUCUCUUCUUGGCGCAGGGAUCUGGGCUUCUGUUUUGGAAGCCCACGUGGAGUGUGGAUGGUAUCAGGGCCCUGCCCUACCCAUUGUCUCCUCGGAUUUUGCUAGAGCAAAAGGCUGGUGCCUAAAUAAGAUCCUUUCCUUUGGUGCUGCUCUCCGUCUUUCAGCCACCAGCAUUGUGAGUGCCUGGGGGACAACUUUGAAGGACACGGCCAGUGACACUCAUUGGUGCCCAGGCACCCUGGCCUUGGUGGGAGGGUGCAGGGGGCAGGCUGGCUGCAUCAGCCCUUGGUGCUGAGAAAGAACAAAGGAGUGAGAGGUCUUGAGGGUACAUGGUGUCUCUGAGACAAAGAGCCCCAGGGUGGCCUUUGUGUCUGUCUUGCCUUUGAAGAGGUCUGACUCUCCAGCCGCUUUCUCUGCCUGCUGGCUCCAGGUACUGGCGAUAGAGUUUACUGCCCUUUGCCCAUCCACAAGCUUCCUGGGUGACCUUUGGCUAGAAUCGCUGUGCUUGCCUUGGCUUGGCCUGUCUCCUCCUUGAGAAAACCAGGGUUCUGAAAGACUCGGACCAUUUCUGUCAUCUUGCCUCGUGGGAAGUAAAUUUUGUCAGGUGUGUGCCCUCAUCGGAGAUCUUGGCCCAUCACGUGCCUGGCCCACAGGAGGGAGGCAGGCGCUUGUCGCCGCAGCUCUUCUGGGACAGCUCUCCCAAGCCCGCCCCAUACUCCAUAAUGGCCAGAGUCUAGGAGGGGCAGAAAAGGUUCCAUUAGUUUCUCCCUCACCCAGUUAGGCCCAGAGAUCCCAGUUAGAACCCUGAAAGCAAAUUCAAGAGAAAGGGAGACUUCUUAGGUCAAAUAUGCCUCAUCUCUACUGGCCAUUUCCUCUUCCCAGGAACGUUAGGGGAUUAGGAGUUGUUCUACAGGCCUCAGAGUCAGGCCCUGGCUUCGAGGUUGCCUGAGAGGGACAGAGGAGCUCCCUUUUCUCCUGCAGAAACCAAGGUGCUACGUCUAGUCAGGGAGCUUUGGAGAUGCCUGGACUAGUUGGAGGAAUAGUUGGCGGAGGUUAAGAGCCCAGCAGCGGGCUGUACGCCCAGUCUUAAGCUCUCCCAUUUGACUUGUCUGGGCCCAGAGACUGGGAGUUGCCACAUGAUACCUGUCUUUUCUUGAAAGGAGUUAGGAAACGAUCAUCAUCACUAGAGGCCUUUGCUCAAAAAGGAGCUGCCUGCGAAUUCCCGGGGUGUCGGGGGGAGAUGGGGCGUGCGUACAGCUAGGCACUGACCAGCAUUUUGCCUGCUGCUGUGAGUACUCACACUCUGGCCUUGCCUGGGGUUGGGAUGUGGAGUCUUCCUAAGUGCAGGUAUGAGCUGUUCUGUGAGUCAGCUAGUGUGGAGUACAAAUGCAACCCUGCCCCCAAACCCUCACAUUCUGGACUCAAAUCCCAAAACUCUACUUACUGCCAAGAAAAGGCCCUGGUCACCCUGUCUCCUUUUCCUCUACUGUCCUGCCAAGAGAAGACCCUCUCUCUGUGCCCUAGACCUGCGGGUGCUUGUGACCACCUGAGACGCGCAUUCAUGCCUGCCUCACCUGGGCUGUCCCCACCUCCCUCUCCUUCCCUCUGCUGCUCUUUGGCCAUGCCCGGGUUUAGCUGCUCACGGGCCCAUCUCAGACCAGCUGGCUUCGCAGUCACUUCACGUGCCAGGGAGUGGCUGGUCUGGGGCCCUUGAUCAGGCCCGUGACGCAGGCACUGCACCCUGGAGCUGCUGAGCUCAUGUUGCUGUCAUCUUCCCGCCUCACGUUCUUGCCAAUGCCGCCCGCAGGUCCUUUUUCUCUCCUGGAGCCUGCUGGGUCUUGUCUCACCUCUGUGCUGCGCUCAUCCAGAGGUCUGCUUUCUCCCUUCUUUAUCAGGCCCUUUGGGGCGACCGGGCUCGGGGCAGCCCCCGGGUGGGCCCUUCCCUGGGUGGCGCUGCCCUGCGGCCACCUCCAGCCAGCAUGCAUCUAAGUGCCCGGUUUCCCUGCGGGGCCUGCCUGUCCCGGCUUCUUCCUGGCUCAGGCUCAACAGGCAGUGCGAACGGGCACAACGGCCGCCCCAUGCCUCUCCCCGCAAGUGAGGGUGACUGUUUCCCGCUCACUAAGUCUGCAUGUACGGUUGCUCCUCCAGCCAUCUCCGAUUCUUCCUCUUGGGGCCAGCAGAGCCUCUGGGCUCUCAUCCCAAGUCACACGAUGCUCUCUAAGCGGUUUCCUCCCUUCGCUCCCUUUUAGGGUGUGGUCUUUCUGAUUUAUUCAAAGGGCUUAAUUUAGGAGACUUUUACCCCAGGGGUAAAAGGCUCUUCUGGGGUAGUAAGAUGGAUGGUGGCUCAGGUAUUCUUCAGGCCCUGGGUUCUCCAGAUUCCAUGGCUUCUGUUGGAUAGGGGAACUUCGCUCUGUGUAAAUGACUGUGGGCCUCACCCCCACCCCUCAGCUGGGCACCCCUGGCAGGAAACAGGAGACCCAUUCUCACCCUGACUUAUAGCCGUCCUCGGUGUCCGCUCCUCUCCAAGGGAGGGGGUGGCCCCCGGGAAGAUUUCCCUGGCCCUCCGGCAUUAGUGAAGGGGAGGACGCUGGGGGUCGCCCCCUCCAGAGAGCCAGGGUGGAACUCUAAAGCCCUUGUAGAGGAAGGGCAGGGCUCACAAAUUCCACUUUGCUCCCCGCCUCUCCCCACGAGGCCCUUCCUCCCUGAGGACUCUGCCAUCCCCCACAGCAGCCUUUGGCCCCUGUACCUCUGUGUCGUUGGGUCCUCAGCCCAGGGUAAGCUGCAGUCAGGCGGGACAGGACGGGCAGCCAGAGGUCAGCAAGCUCCGAGCAGAAAAGAGCCAGCCAGCCCCCAAUCCUGUCUCUUUGUCCACGCCCUUUGUGAUUUCAGUCUUGGUAGAACUUGUAUUUGGAGUUUUGUGCUUCAAAGUUUUUGUUUCUGUUUGUUUCAUUUUUGUUUUGAGGGGGCGGGGGGGAUCCAGAGCAGCUGAUCAAUUUGUAUUUAUUUAUUUUAACAUUUUACUAAAUAAAGCCAAAUAAAGUCU
Mirounga angustirostris (Northern elephant seal) is the source of this 8144-nucleotide messenger RNA. It is a transcript of the gene PHF21A, whose product is annotated as PHD finger protein 21A. Gene Ontology annotation, molecular function: chromatin binding. The coding region runs from base 1450 to 3501 and encodes 683 amino acids. Lineage: Eukaryota; Metazoa; Chordata; Mammalia; Carnivora; Phocidae. Gene Ontology annotation, biological process: negative regulation of transcription by RNA polymerase II. The record is from RefSeq and is a predicted model, not a curated record. Gene Ontology annotation, cellular component: histone deacetylase complex. The transcript is spliced from 20 exons.